Molecule: messenger RNA, 1245 nt
Organism: Schizosaccharomyces osmophilus
Lineage: Eukaryota; Fungi; Ascomycota; Schizosaccharomycetes; Schizosaccharomycetales; Schizosaccharomycetaceae
Gene: ecm33
Product: extracellular leucine-rich repeat domain, receptor L domain-like Ecm33
Exons: 1
Coding region: 1-1245 (414 amino acids)
Biological process (GO): fungal-type cell wall organization
Cellular component (GO): plasma membrane; fungal-type cell wall
Source: RefSeq, a predicted model, not a curated record
AUGUUAUUCAAGUCUCUUUCUCUUUCAUUCCUUUUACUCGCAUCUCGCGUUCUUGCCGACAAUGAUAACUGCUCCGGCGACAAAAAUGUCACCGCCCAAAGUGACCUCGACAACAUCAAAAGCUGCAGCAAGUUAGACGGCAGCUUACACGUUGACAACUUGCAAGCCUCUGGUAUCACUGUUCUCAACAUCGUAGGUGUUAAGGAAGUCACUGGUGGUAUUGUUGUUUCCAACAGCCCUCACUUAGAAACCGUCAACUUCCCAGACUUAGAAACUGUCGACGGUACGUUUAGCAUUCAUGAUAUGACCCGUUUGAACAGUCUUCCUGCCCCUAAGCUUAACGAGGUCGGUUCUUUGGAACUCAAGGUUUUACCCAACUUGGGAGAACUCCAAUUCAACAAUGGUAUCAAGAAGGCUAAUAAUGUCGAAAUCGUCAACACCGGACUCCAGUCCAUCAAGGGUAUUGAUAUCACUAACAUCGGUACUUUCAAUAUCAACAACAACAAAUACAUCCAAUCUAUCGACAUGCCCCAAUUGGAAACCGCCUCAUCUAUCAACAUUGCUGCCAACGCCAAGAAGGUUGACGUAAACUUUAGCAAGCUUGCCAAUGUUAGCUCUGAUGCCAACUUCAACGGUAUCAGCAACGUUUUCGUCGGUAACUUGAAGUCUACUAAGGGCAGUCUUGGUUUCACCGAUACCUCCCUUAACAAUGUCUCCCUUCCCUACCUCACCUCUGUGUCCCAAUCCCUCUACUUCAUGGACUCUACUGAUCUUAACAGCUUAAGCCUUCCCAACUUGACUAGCGUUGGUGGUAGUUUCACCAUCAACAACACUGAUCUGGUCAAGGUCUCUGGUUUCCCUAAGCUCUCUGAAGUCGGUGGUGGUCUUACUUUGCUCGGUAACUACUCUGAAGUUGAUUUCCCCAAGCUUUCUGAUGUUCGUGGUAGUUUGUUGGUUGAAAGCAAGUCUAGCAACUUCUCUUGCCCCUUCAAGAAGAGUGACGAUGUUAUCAAGGGUAAUGAUUGGACUUGCAAGGGUGCCGUAUCUAGCAUUGCCAAGUCUUCCUCUGUCAGCAACACUGCUACCUCUGAUGGCUCCUCCGCUACUUCUUCUGCUUCCGGCUCUGACUCCUCUGCCGAGCAUGGUAAGUCUGCUUCUAGCCAAAAGUCUGGUGCUUCCACUGUUGCUUUCUCCGCUGGUGUUGUUGGUAUCGUUACCCUCUUCGGUGCUGCUCUCAGCUUGUAA